AUGGCUGUGCUUUCUACACCGAGAGAGGCUGUGCAAUUUUUUGCAAUGGAAAAAAGCAACACUUUGGGUACCCACGUAGGGUAUUUUUCGGUGGGGAAUUUUAGGGCACAUGAGAUGAGAAUUGAUGGUGGUGUAUCACUGGUGUGGCCGAGUAUGGGUGCAGUAGCCACUCCUAGGUUGCAUUUUGUACUCAUCUAG
Molecule: messenger RNA, 198 nt
Organism: Sclerotinia sclerotiorum 1980 UF-70
Lineage: Eukaryota; Fungi; Ascomycota; Leotiomycetes; Helotiales; Sclerotiniaceae
Exons: 2
Coding region: 1-198 (65 amino acids)
Source: RefSeq, a predicted model, not a curated record